This is a messenger RNA of Gavia stellata (red-throated loon), 987 nucleotides long. It is a transcript of the gene GPR3, whose product is annotated as G protein-coupled receptor 3. The record is from RefSeq and is a predicted model, not a curated record. Gene Ontology annotation, biological process: G protein-coupled receptor signaling pathway. Gene Ontology annotation, cellular component: membrane. Bases 1 to 987 code for a protein of 328 amino acids. Gene Ontology annotation, molecular function: G protein-coupled receptor activity. The transcript has a single exon. NCBI's taxonomy places the organism in Eukaryota, Metazoa, Chordata, Aves, Gaviiformes, Gaviidae.
AUGAUGGAGGAAGGGCCCCCCAAUUCCAGCGAAGGCCAGCAAGGCUGGGGCGCGGCCAGGAACGGCAGCGGCAGCUCCUUGGACCUGGAGUCUGUGGUGCAACCCCUCGCCUUGAACCCGUGGGACGUCGUCCUCUGCAUCUCCGGGACCGUCAUCUCCUGCGAGAACGCCGUCGUGGUGGUGGUCAUCUUCUACACCCCGGCUUUCCGGGCUCCGAUGUUCCUCCUCAUCGGCAGCCUGGCCACGGCCGACCUCCUGGCCGGUUUGGGGUUGAUCCUGCAUUUUGCCUUUGUCUACUUCAUCCCAUCGGAGGCGGUCAGCCUGCUGACGGUGGGGCUCCUGGUCACCUCCUUCACGGCCAGCGUCAGCAGCUUGCUGACCAUCACCAUCGACCGCUACCUGUCCCUCUACAACGCCCUGACCUACUACUCGGAGAGGACGGUCACCAGGACGUACAUCAUGUUGAUCCUCACCUGGGGAGCCUCCAUCUGCUACGGGCUCCUGCCCAUCAUGGGCUGGAACUGCCUGAAGGAGCCCUCCGCCUGCAGCAUCGUCAAGCCCCUGACGAAGAACCACCUCGUCAUCCUCUCCGUCUCCUUCUUCAUGGUCUUUGCGGUGAUGCUCCAGCUCUACGUGCAGAUCUGUAAGAUCGUCUGCCGGCACGCCCACCAGAUCGCCGUCCAGAGACAUUUCCUGGCCAGUUCCCACUACGUCACCACCCGAAAAGGCAUCGCCACCUUGGCCGUCAUCCUGGGCACCUUCGCUUCGUGCUGGCUGCCCUUCGCCAUUUACUGUCUCCUGGGGGAUUACAGCUACCCGACCCUCUACACCUACGUCACCCUCCUCCCCGCCACCUACAACUCCAUGAUCAACCCCGUCAUUUACGCCUUCAGGAACCAGGAGAUCCAGAAAGUGCUCUGGACCGUGUGCUGCGGCUGCUUCUCCUCCACCAUGCCUUUCCGCUCCCGCUCCCCCAGCGACGUCUGA